ACGCUCUGGGACUACCUCCAAGAAGAGAUCUUCACGGUCGAGAUGGACGGCGAGGAGGGCGUCAAGGGCGAGCGCGUCACCAACUUUCUCGCCGUACCACAAGAGCUCGAAAAGAUCAUCAUCUUCGGCGUCUUCAUCUGCCUCGACUCGUUCCUCUACACGUUCACGAUCCUCCCGUUGCGCGCCUUUGCCGCCCUCGCCCAGCUCGUCUCGAACGAGGCGCACAACGUCGUGCGGGUUCUGCGCGGCGCGAGGGCGACGACACGCAAGCGCACGCUGCGCCUGUCGCACAAGUGCGACCUCGUCAAGGCGGCCAUCCUCGGCGGCACGCUCGUCCUCCUGCACAAGGUGACCGACGCGAGCAAGAUGUACCACGGCGUGCGAGGGCAGGAGACGAUCAAGCUCUACGUCUUGUUCAACGUGCUCGAGAUCGCCGACCGCCUGUGCUGCUCGUUCGGCCAGGACCUUCAAGACUCGCUGUUCAGCCGGCAGACGCUCGGUCGGCGCACCGACGGCUCGCGCCCGCACCUCCGGCCCGCAGCCCUCGGCGCCCUCACGCUCGCCUACGUCGUCGCGCACUCGGUCGUCCUGUUCUACCAGCUCAUCACGCUCAACGUCGCCGUCAACUCGUACUCGAACGCGCUCUUGACCCUGUUGCUCUCGAACCAGUUUGUCGAGAUCAAGGGGUCCGUCUUCAAAAAGUUCGAGAAGGAGAACCUGUUCCAGUUGACGUGCGCCGACAUCGUCGAGCGGUUCCAGCUCGGCCUCAUGCUCUUCAUCAUCUCGCUGCGCAACCUCAUUGCGCGGUCGUCCCUCCCCUCCCUGUCCCUCCUCUCGUACCUUCCUUCCCUAUCGCCCUCGUCCCUUCCGCCCCUGUCGCUCCCGGCCCUCCUCUCGCUCCUCCACCAGUCGUUCUCGCCCGCCGUCGUCGUCCUGUGCAGCGAGUGCGCCGUCGACUGGCUCAAGCACGCCUUCAUUACCAAGUUCAACCACAUCCGGCCCGGCGUCUAUGGUCGGUUCGUCGACGUCCUGUGCAAGGACUUGGUGACGGGCGCGGGGAGCGGCGGCGGGAGGCGGACCCACGAGGGCGAGCCGUUCGUCGACCAGUCGCCCCUCGUCUCGCGCCGGCUCGGGUUCGCCGCGCUCCCGCUCGGGUGCCUCGUCGUGCGCGUCAUCAGCCAGGCG
Rhodotorula graminis WP1 is the source of this 1185-nucleotide messenger RNA. RefSeq lists its product as uncharacterized. Gene Ontology annotation, cellular component: endoplasmic reticulum membrane. The transcript is spliced from 6 exons. The record is from RefSeq and is a predicted model, not a curated record. Lineage: Eukaryota; Fungi; Basidiomycota; Microbotryomycetes; Sporidiobolales; Sporidiobolaceae. Gene Ontology annotation, biological process: maintenance of protein localization in endoplasmic reticulum. The annotation marks the transcript as partial.